AUGUAUGAUGAAUUUAUGAAUCAAUGCCAGGAGAUAUAGAAUUAAAAUUUAGGAUGCUCUUAUAAUCUCAAUCGGAAUGCUUGUAUUAAUUAAUUAACUGGGAGUGGGAAUAUUGAAUAACGAUGUAGAAUAUAAUAUAUAUAUAGGUAUAUUUUAAAAUGGAUGCAGAGAAGUUAACAUUUUCCAUUUAAAAAAUUUAGGUUGUGAUAAUUCAUAUUCAAAAUAUGCUUGUUUAAGUGUAAUAAAUAAAGAUUGUUUUUGGAAUGUUAAUUAUUGCGAAGAUUCUUAAAAAAUAAUGUUUUCAGAUGAUUCUAAAGAGCAAAUAUAUCCUUAUCCUGUUACUCCAUAAUUAUGUGCUAAAUAUCAAAAACAUCCUUGUAUUUGAUUUAAAUAAUAAAGGUAUGAAUUCAGGACCUUAAGGAGAUUAUAAAUGCGUUUCAAUUAAUUACAUAUAAUUUAAAGAAUUAAAAUGUUCAACUUUGGGUUUGAAUCAAUUAGGAUGUAUAUCAAUUUAGACUGAAUCAGAAAUGUGUAAUAUUUUAUAUAUUAUAUUAGGUUUAUUUCAUAAUAAUUAAUGUAAAAACAUAGAACCUUCAGAAAUAACAGAAUGUACUUAAAAAGUAAACAAACUAGCAUGUUUAUCUAUUAUAAAACCAAAUUUGUUUUGUUAAUGGAAAGAAAAUGAAUGCAUUACUUUUAAAUUUGAUUAAAAACUUGAAUGCAAUGAAAUAUAUGAUGUAAGCAUUAAUGUUUGUUCUGAAUAAGAGGGUCUUUGUAUGUUUGAUUUCUUAAAUUAAAGAUGUAAUCAAAUAAAUUAAAAAUAAUUGCAAUAAUUAAAAUGUGAUACUCCUGGAUUAACAAAAUCUGCAUGUUUAUCUAUUAAAAACUAAUACUGUACUUUUAAUUAAGGUUUUUGUUAAACUUUAUCAGAAGAUGAUCUAAGUAAUUAUCAAUGUUAAUCAUAAUUAAAUUAAGCUGCUUGUAUUAAUAUUAAAACAAAAGGUUAAUUAUGUUUAUGGAAUGGAUAAAGUUGCUAAAAUGUAGAGAUAAAUCAAGAUCUAAAUUGCAAUCACUUCAUUAAAUUAUAAGUGAAUGGAAAUGUUUGUUAAGCAAUUGCUAAACCUCUUGAAAUGUGUAAAUAUGAUGAAANCAAAAGUGAUAAACAAUAAAAUUAUUUAAUUGAAAGAGAAUUAAAAUAAUAAGAUUUUUUAAAAUGUUUUUUCAUUUAUAAUUAUUAUUAUUUAAGAAAUAAUGUUAAAACAAAUUUUCAUAAUUGUAUUAUCUAUAUAAUACUGUUAAUGCAACUGUAGUAUUAAUCAAUAUGAUGCAAUUGCUUGUAUUUUAUUAACAACUGAUUCUAACUGUAAUUUAUAAUUUAAUGAUAGGCAUGUAUGAUGAAUUUAUGAAUCAAUGCCAGGAGAUAUAGAAUUAAAAUUUAGGAUGCUCUUAUAAUCUCAAUCGGAAUGCUUGUAUUAAUUAAUUAACUGGGAGUGGGAAUAUUGAAUAACGAUGUAGAAUAUAAUAUAUAUAUAGGUAUAUUUUAAAAUGGAUGCAGAGAAGUUAACAUUUUCCAUUUAAAAAAUUUAGGUUGUGAUAAUUCAUAUUCAAAAUAUGCUUGUUUAAGUGUAAUAAAUAAAGAUUGUUUUUGGAAUGUUAAUUAUUGCGAAGAUUCUUAAAAAAUAAUGUUUUCAGAUGAUUCUAAAGAGCAAAUAUAUCCUUAUCCUGUUACUCCAUAAUUAUGUGCUAAAUAUCAAAAACAUCCUUGUAUUUGAUUUAAAUAAUAAAGGUAUGAAUUCAGGACCUUAAGGAGAUUAUAAAUGCGUUUCAAUUAAUUACAUAUAAUUUAAAGAAUUAAAAUGUUCAACUUUGGGUUUGAAUCAAUUAGGAUGUAUAUCAAUUUAGACUGAAUCAGAAAUGUGUAAUAUUUUAUAUAUUAUAUUAGGUUUAUUUCAUAAUAAUUAAUGUAAAAACAUAGAACCUUCAGAAAUAACAGAAUGUACUUAAAAAGUAAACAAACUAGCAUGUUUAUCUAUUAUAAAACCAAAUUUGUUUUGUUAAUGGAAAGAAAAUGAAUGCAUUACUUUUAAAUUUGAUUAAAAACUUGAAUGCAAUGAAAUAUAUGAUGUAAGCAUUAAUGUUUGUUCUGAAUAAGAGGGUCUUUGUAUGUUUGAUUUCUUAAAUUAAAGAUGUAAUCAAAUAAAUUAAAAAUAAUUGCAAUAAUUAAAAUGUGAUACUCCUGGAUUAACAAAAUCUGCAUGUUUAUCUAUUAAAAACUAAUACUGUACUUUUAAUUAAGGUUUUUGUUAAACUUUAUCAGAAGAUGAUCUAAGUAAUUAUCAAUGUUAAUCAUAAUUAAAUUAAGCUGCUUGUAUUAAUAUUAAAACAAAAGGUUAAUUAUGUUUAUGGAAUGGAUAAAGUUGCUAAAAUGUAGAGAUAAAUCAAGAUCUAAAUUGCAAUCACUUCAUUAAAUUAUAAGUGAAUGGAAAUGUUUGUUAAGCAAUUGCUAAACCUCUUGAAAUGUGUAAAUAUGAUGAAAUAACAAAAAAUUGUGUUUAAAGCUCGCCAAAUGAUUAUUGUACUACUCCAUAUUUAAAUCUAUAUGGAUGCGUAAGUAUUUCAAGAUAAAAUUAAAUUUGUCAAUGGAUAGAUUCGACUUGUAAAGAAAUUUUAGUAAUACCAUUUGAAACUAGUUGUAGUAGUUUAAAAAAUGCAAAUUAUUAAGCAUGUUAACAAGUAUAUGAAAAUAAUGAUAUGGGAUGUUAUUAUAAUUUUAAUAUAUUAGAAUGUGUACCAUUAUUAAUAAGCACAGAUAAUGAAAACAAUAACAAUUUCUAAGAAAUACAAAAGGCUAAUUAAUUCUUAGCAACUGUGACAUGUUAUGAUAUAUCAUUAGGAUUGAAUAGAGUAAUAUGUGGAUCUAUCACAACAGAAAAUAUUCUUUGUAGAUGGCAUUAAAAUAGUUGUAAAUUUGUAGAAAAAGAUGCUAUUUCAUAAAUUCCUUGUGCAGAUUUAAAAUUUGCAAAUCCAUUAACUUGUGCAUUAGUAGAAUAUAACAAUGAAUUUUGCAGAUAUUUUAAAUAAGAGAAAGGAUGUAUCAAUUAAUUAAAAGGUGAAAUGUAUUGUAAUGAUCUUGGGCUCAAUUCAGUUAGUUGUAGAUAAGCAAAAGGAAAUUGUUACAUUGAUAAUGGUAGAUGCUUGAGUCUUGGAGAAAUUUUAUCUUCAAAUAAUCCUACUGUUUUAAUAAUUUUAUAAAAAUUAUAAUGUUAAUCUAAUAAUCCAACAAAAAUGGUUUGUCUAGAAAUAUUAACAAAAGGUUAAUUGUGUUAAUGGUCUAAUAAGUAUUAAUAAUGUAAAGAAAUUUUGGUACUUAGAAAUAAAUAAUGUGCAGAUUUUUCAUCAUUCCAAGUAAAUGUCAAUGUUUGUGCAUCAAUUGUCAUGGAUAAUCCAAAUAAUAUUAUUUUAGGUAUUGAAUAAUCUUUUGAACAACAGAAUCCUGGUUAUUGUGAAUUUGAUAGAUUAUAUAAAAUUUGUAAGAUAAAGAAGAAGGCUUGUACAACUAAAUGUUGUACAGAAAAUGAAGAAAUAGGAAUAAAUGCUCAUUCAUGUAGUAGAUUUUCUAGUCAAGAACCAGGAGUUUAUUGUUAUUUUGAUAACUUCAGAUGCUAGGAACUAACUAAUUUAGAUGUAGAUAUAUCAAAUUCUAAUAAUGUUAAAAUUUACUAUAACACAAAGAAAUUUACUUGUGCUUAAAUGAAUAAGAAUUCUUGUCAUAUGAUAGAUUGGUCAACUACUUAAACUUGUUAUUUUAAUGGAUUUGCUUGUGUAAAUUUAAACUUAAAAGGUUAAGUUAAUUUGUUAGAUUUUAUUGAACCCACUGCCAUUCUUAAUAUUUAUGCUUGUUUAUCAAUUGAGGCAGUUAAUGCUGCUAACCCAAGUUAAAAAUAUUUUGAAUAUAAUCAAUAAGCCAAAAAUUGUAAACUUCUUCUACCACCAUAUCCAUAAUAUUAAAGUUGUGAAAGUGUAACUGGAAAUUCAAAUAUUUGCUUAGGACUUACACAUAACUUAUAUUGUAGAUGGGAUACAAAAAAUUUGAAAUGUGUUACAAUUACAUUAGAUUAAUAAUAGGAAAUCAUUAAUUGUAAUUAGAAUCAAAAUAUCAAAUCUUGCAUAGAAAAUAAAUAUUCAGCUUGUCAAUUUUCUCUUGCUUAAGAUAAAUGUAUUUAUGCACCUUUAGAUCAGGAUUGUUCAUAUUUCAAUACUACAGGCAAAGUAAGUCAGAAAACUUGCUCAUUAAUAACAAAAAAAGGUUAAAUUUGCUAAUUUUAAAAUAAUUAUUGUGUAGCAUCUAUUAAAUAAAUUUAAGAAGGAUGUGAUUUAGAAGGUAUAAAUAAAAGAGGGUGUUAUAAAAAUUCUAAAGGAAAUUGUAGAUGGGAUGAUGUUUCAAAUUAAUGUUAUGAAAAUAAAACAGCUUUGAAUGAAUUGGAAUGCAGUAAUAAUUUAAAUUAAAUAUUAUGUAUGUAAGUAACUAAACAACCUUGUAUGUGGAAUGAUGAUUAGUUUGAAUGUCUUUAUUUUACACAAAUGACAAAAUUUCAAUAUGAAGAAUAGAAUCCUAAGAAUUAAUAUAAUGAAUGGGCUUGUACUUUAAUAGUUGGUGCAGGUUAUACAUUUGAUCCUAUUAAUUAUAAGUGCAAAUUACUCUUAGAUUCAUAAAAUUUUGGAUGUUCUGACAUUUAAAUGAAUAAUUAUGCAUGUUAAUUUUUAACAAAAGGUUCAAAAUGUUAUUUUGAUUAAAAUGAAAUACCUCCAAACAAAAAAUGUAAAAUUUUUGACAUGGAUUAAAGUGUAUGUUCAACUAACUACGCUAUAAAUAUUGAAGUGUGUAUGAAUAUACCAAAAUCAUGUAAAUUUUCACUUAAUACUAUGUCUUGUUUAAGUUUAUUAGUUAAAGUAGAUGAUACUUGUUUAGAACUUUAAGAUUUGUAAAAAUAAGGCGAAUAUGUUAAUAAAUUAGGAUGUGCUUCUAUAUCUGAUAAAAUAGAGGGUAAUGAUGGACAAUAUUAAUGUCAUUUAGAUAAAGAAUUUGGUUAAUAAUGUAAUUAUUAAAAAUUUUGCUUUUGGGAUAAUUAUACAUGCAAAAUAAGCAAAUAAUAAAUUCAUAUAUAUGAUAAAGAACAUUACAUUAUUGGUUAAUAUUCUUAAUGGGUAUAUUUAAAAAAUAAUUGUACUAAUAAUGAUGGUUGUAAUAAAUAUGUAACAGUACCAGAAAAUAAACAACAAGACUUUAUUUAUCCAGGCAAAAGCAAUAAUUUAAUAUGUGGAUUAGGAAGAUGUGAUUACACAAAUGAACCAUGCUAUUCAAAUGCUGAUUGUGAAAAUAUUGCCAUCGAAAAUCUUUAACUUAAUGAUGAUGGUUCAAUUAAGAAACCUAAAAUUUAGUCUUAGAUUUGUCGAUCAAUUUGUUAACAAUAAUUAGACCCUUAACCAUGUCUUGAUUCUGAAACUCCUCCUAAAGAGGUGUUAGUGGAUCCUAGCUUAAAAUUCUAAAAUUGUUAAGGUAGAUGUAAGGAAUCAAAUAAAAUUUGUGAGAGUUAAGCUGAUUGCGGACAAUAUAUAUUAUAUGAUGAAAUUAUUGAAGAAGUAUUUAAUGAAACAACUAAAGAAUAUUACAAUAUAACAAUCCCUGCUAUUUGGGCUGAUGAUUAAUGUAGAUUGUAAAAUUAUAUCUGUUCGCUUAAUUCCAGGUCAUGUUCCAAAGAGUCUGAUUGUUCACCUAUCGUAAUUAAUUCUUGGAUACUUUAGGAAGCAGAGUGCAAAAAAUAAAAUGUUUAUACUAAAACAUAAAUCUGCAUAGGGUUUUAUUAUCUUCAAUUAAAAUGUAAUAAUACUUUAUCUAAGGCACUUUGUCUUCUAAUGACAGAAUAAAACUGUUUCUUCGAUUUAAAUUAAGGAGGUUGUAUAUAACUUGAAGGUAAUGAACAUAAAGUUCCAAAUUGUGAGAGCAUUAAAAAUACACAAUAACCUACUAAUUAAUGUGAUGGCUUCAGUAUUAUUUGUAAAUUUAGUGGGUAACCUCAAAAUGAAUUUCGAAAUACAUGUCAAUAAGUAUCUCAAAAAAGGAUGAAUUGUAAAGAUGGCAGUUAAUCCAAUGCUGCAACAGAUUCUUGUCCUUCAAUAUUGAGAUCUUAUAUUAAUUGUGUUAAGGAAGCUGAUACUUUAAAUAACUAGAAAUGUGUUGAAAUUGCUUAUCCUUCAAUUUUAAAUUGUGCUGGAGCUAUAGACAAUUGUCGUUAUGAAAAUAAUAUCUGCGUAUCUAGUUUAAAUAAUAAUAUAUGUACAUGUGAUAAAAGUUAUAGUAGAGCUUUAUGUAUUUAAUGCAAUUGUAAUUAUGAUUUACUUGGAUAUUGUUAAUUUAAUGAAAGCCCCCCUCCAUUAUUACCAGAUUAAUCAAAUAAAUAUUACUUAUGUUAUGAAGUAAAUUAAUUAACAGUAGAAUAAAAUAUUAAGAAAAAAGUUUGUGGAAUGGUGGAACAAGCUUGUAGAUAUACUUUUAUGUGUGAAGAUGCAACUCAUUAUAGUUGUGAUUACAUUGUUAAUUUUGUUGUAUCUAAAAAAGCUUGUAUUAGAUGUAAGUCUUUGAGUGUUUAUUAUGAUGAAGAAUCAUAAUUUUGCAAUUUAUUAAAUAAUGAUAUAAAAUCUUGCAAUCUCUUAAAUAAAUAAGCAUGUUUAUAAAAGACAAAAGAUAUAAUGUGUAAAUGGGAAAAUUAUGAAUGUAAAUAAAUUGAAAAAAUAACAGCAUCAGAUAGUAGAGAGUGUUCAAUAUAUAAUAGAGAAGCUUGUAUAUAAUUUUCAUAUCAUUGUUGGUUUGAUAUAAAUAUUGGUUAUUGUACAGAAUUUGAUCCAUUAUAAGGAGAUUGUCAUUUAUUAUUAAAUAGAGAUCUUUGUAUGUAUUCAUUAAAAUAAUCAUGUUAAUGGGAUUUAAUUAAUAAUAAAUGUAUAAUAGAUAAUUAAGAAAUUACAUAAUGUAAAGGUUUAAAUAAAUUUGGAUGUUUAAAUCAAUCAAUUUUAUAAUGUGUCUGGUCUGAUAGUUAUGAAUGUGAAUAAGCUGAAUUAAAUAAUAAUAUUUAAUCAUGUGAAUCUCCAUUAAAUUAUUCAUAAACAGCCUAUAUAACAAAUUUUAGUAGAAGGGUUUGUUCUUCAAUUAAUAUUAAUUAAAGUUGUUUCUUAGAUAAUUAUUAUUAAUGUAGAAAAAUUAUUAUAACUGAUAAAAUUAAUUGUGAUAGUUAUGGAUUAAAUAGAUUUGGUUGUAUUAAUAGAUCAUUAGGAUAAUGUUAAUUUAUAGAUAAUGAUUAAAAAUGUAUAAAAAAUUUAAAUGAUUAAAUUGGAUGUGUAGAUUCUUUAAAUAAAUGGGCUUGUAUAUCUUAGAAAUAAACAUGUAAAUUUGAUAAUAAUAUAUGUACUUUUCAUUAAGUUAAUACAAUUAAUGAUAUCAUUAAUUCAAAUUCAAAAUUUGCUUAUUCAAAAACAGUUUGUAGUUCUUUAGAUUAAAAUUUAAAAAAUAGUUUAAUUUAUAGUGAAAUAUAAAAUAGAUGUAUUGAUGUAUCUAAUAGAUAACCUUUUAUUGAUAAUUGUGAUAGAUUUACAACAAAUAAGUAUUCUUGUUAAUAAAAGACAUUAUAAACAUGUGAAUAUAAUCCAAUUGAUAAUAAUUGUAUUAAAACAUCUUAAUAAAUUUUAAAAAUACUUAAUAAUUGUUUUACUGAAAAAGAUUUGAAUUGGGUUUCUUGUAUUUCUUUACUUUCAAAUUGUAAAUUUAAUGGAGAAAAAUGUUUACCUAUUGAUUUAUAAAUUGAUACUUGUCAAUAUUUAUAUUAAUAAUAAUAUAUAGUAAAAGAUAAAGUUUGUGCAAUUACAAACGAUCAAAGUUGUAAAUUAAAUGUUAAUACAAAUACAUGUGAAAUUGUAUAAAUAACUGAUAAUUUCUAAUGUUCAACUCCAGGGUUAAAUAAAAAAAGUUGUAUAUUCUAAACCAAAGGUUAUCUUUGUAGAUUUGAAAAUGAUUAAUGUAUUUUUGAUUUUGGUUAUGCAUUAUGUGAAGAUAUGAUUAAUGAAGAAAAAUGCUAUUCAAUUAGAACUAAAGGAUAAUAUUGUAUAUUUGAUUAAAUAAAAGGUUGUUAGUAAAUUGAUAAUACUUAGAUAGAUUUAAAUAAAUGUAUUCAUUCAUUUAAAACUAAUCCUAUUACUUGUUCAAGAAGUACAGACAUAGCUUGUUUUUAUGAUAUUGAGACAAAAAAGUGUAAAUCUUUUGUUGAUAAUGCAGAAUAAUAUUAAUCUCCUAAUUUUAAUUGGGAUAAUUCAAUAUCAUUUAAUAAAUAAGCAUGUUAAAGAUAUUUAAUAGAAGAGAAAAAGGUAUUCUGGAAAAGAAAAGAUGAUUAAGAAGAAUGCGUUGAAGCUUUGGAUGUUGAACUCAAACAAUUAAAAUGUGAUGAUAUUGUUAAUGAAUUUACCUGUGUUAAUAUUUAAACACCAUCUUAAUUUUGCAAAUAUGAAAAAUUUAUUUGUAAAUCAAUUAAUCUUGAGGAUCCUUAGAUAAAUAAGUAAUGUAAUUACUAUGAAAAAGUAAAUAGUGGUGCUUUUUGUUAAUUAACGAUUGAUGUUGCUUGUGAAUUUGAUAUGAGAGAAAAAAAAUGUUAAGAACUUACAUAAACUUCUUUAGUGGAAUGUGAUUAUAAUCAACCUUAAAAAAAGGGCUACAAUGGUAAAGCAUGCGAAAAAAAUAAUAAUUGUACAUUUAAUAAUGGUGGUUGUUAUAGAAAUAUUGAUUAAUCAAUUGCUUUUUGUAAUGAUGUUACGGCUGAUAAAAUAUAACUCUGUAAAUAAAUUAUUACUUAAGGUUGUUCUAUUAUAUCUAAUAGAUGUACAGAUAUAUAACAAAACAAUUAUUUUUCUAUUAAGUGCGAAGAAGCAGUUAAUUUAGAAGGAUGUAUUAAAAUUUAAACAAAAGGUUAAACUUGCUAUUAUGAUUUAAAAUCAGAGUAAUGCAAAUUCUAAAAUUUAUAUUCUAAUUUUCAACCAAAAUGCUUGGAAUUGAAUUACAUAAAUUCAUACGAAUUUUGUGUAUAAGCAAUAGAUCAAUCAUGCAAAUAUAAUUAAAUUAUGAAUAAAUGUGAAGUUGCUACUGGAAAUAAUUAUGAUUGUCUGCGUGAAUUGAACAAAAUUGCAUGUUAUAAUUUAACUGAUAAAUUAUAGUAAUGUAAAUUUCUAAAUUAUUGUUAUGGACCAAAUAAUAAAAUAUUGGAUUGCAAUCCUAAUAAUUAUUAUGAUUGCUGUCUUGAAGCAUCAUCCAAAGAGUCAUGCUUAUUUCAAAAAUAAUUUAAAUGUUAAUGGUAAGAUAAAUGUUAGGCAUAUAAAUAAGGAGCUUAAAAUAAAUGCGAUCAAAUUAAAAAUGCCUCUGUUCUUGUAUGUACAUCCAUUUAAGAUUCAUAUUGUAUAUUUGACUCUGAAAAUUUCACUUGUAAAUAAAUUAUACCUUAAGCCUGUGAUGAAAUCUAAACUUCUGAUUAAUGCAAUAGAAUAACAGAUUUUCCAUGUAUUUGGGAUGAACUCUAUGAAACUUGCAUAUACAAGAAAAAAGAUAGUUUUGAUUAAUGUAGUUAAAUAAAAGAUUAAAAUGGUAAUUUGAAGGCAUGUACUAUGAUUGAAAGAAGUGGGUAAAAAUGUAUAUUUUAGAAUAAUUAAUGUGAGACAUUUUAUUAAAAUGAUAGUAUUAAUAAUUGUAAUAGUAAUCUUAAUAUUUAAUCUUGUUUAUAAUAAACUAUUAGUUAGUGUGAAUGGGUAAUAAAAGAAGUUUAAAUAAGGAAGAGUAAGUAAAAUAAGGAAUUUGAUAAAGUAGAAAUUGGAGAAUGUAAAUAAUUGACUGAAUUUAGUUAAAGAGAGUGUAACUCAUCUCUGAGUUAUAAAUCAUGUAUAUCAAUUCAAAAGAUUGGUUCAUUUUGUGUAUGGAAGAAUAACUAAUGCUAAAAUUUCUAUAUAUCUGAAUAUAUGAAUAGCAAAAUUAAAAAACAUGAAUUAGCUUCAAAUGUGAAUCCAAGUGUCUGUGGGUUAUAUGAAGAUGAUAGAUUAAUAUCUUACUCUUAAAAAUUAGCUUCUUGUAUUGAAGUAAAAGAUAUAAAUCAAUUAUCAUGCUCAUAAUCAAAAUUUGGUUUAAAUUAAAUUUCUUGUUUUCAUAUUCAAUUUGAAUUAUGUAAAUGGAAUAAUGUAUAGAAAACAUGUGAAUAAGUCACUAAAGAAAAUACAAAUUUUGAAAUCUCAUGUAAUUUACCUGGUUUAAAUUCAAAAGCAUGUACAUUAAUCAAUGUACAAGAUAGUUGUGGUUUCAUAGGCAAUGGUUGUGGUAAAAUAGAUUUAAGUGUUAAUUGUAAACAUUAAGGAUUGAACAAAUUUGGUUGUUUAUAAAUUACUAAUUAUCCUUGUGCUUGGAUUAAAAAUGAAGAAGAUAAUAAUUAUCAUUGUGAUGACUAUUUGCCUUAUGAUUCUUGUAACAAUAUUAAGUUAUAAGUUAACUCUAUGGUAUGCUCAUCUGUUUAAGUUGAUGCAUGUUUUUACAACAAAGAAACUCAAAGUUGCUAGAUUCCUAUUGAAACUUAUGCUGAUUGUAAUAUUGAAGGUUUAAAUUACAUUGCAUGUUCUAAUAUAAAAGGAUGUUAUUAUGAAAAUCAUAAAUGCUAAGCAAUUAAAGAAGAAAGUUACAACUGUAUUAAAUAUCCUUAAGCUCAUGUCGAUAUCUGUAAAAAAGCUUAAGACUUAUGCAAAUAUAGUCCUUUGAAAAAUGGUUGUAUUACUUCACAAUCGAAUGAAAUAUGUAAGAGAUAAGGUCUAAGUUAAGCAGGUUGCAUUAUAUCAUAAAAUUAGUGUUUUUGGAAAAAUAACAAUUGCGAAUGUUAAAGCAUUAAAAAUGUUUUACCAGUUUGUGAUGAAAUAGUUGAGUCAUAAAAAUGUAAAUCAUUUGAAUAUUGUAUAUAUUAAUCUUAGUAAACAAAUAAUAAUGAAGUUAAUUAAUAAAUUGAAUAUUAAAAUUUUGGUACAUGUAGAUAAAAACUUUGCUCAGAUCUUAAAUAAUAAGAAUGUUAAAAUUACUAAAUAUUAAAUACUACUUGUUAUUUAAACAAUAAAAAUUAAUGUUAAUAGGCAAAUUCAUGUGAAGAGGUUGAAAAUCCAUAUAUUUUAUGUUCAAAAUUAGUAAUUAACGGUGUGCCUUGUAUUCAAAGUAUUGAUUUAAAUUCCUGUAAAAAAUUAGUAUGUUCAGAAUUAAAUAAAGUUAUGUGUGAAAAAUUUUCACUUUAUUGCCAAUAUACUGAUCGUUGUUAAACAAAGUAAUGUUCAGAAUUAUAUACAGAAUAAGUUUGUAGAUAUUAUAAUUGUGAAUGGAAUAAAAAUACUAAAGAAUGUUAGAAUAAAUUAAAAUGUGAUACCUAUAAAACCUAAGAAAAUUGUAAUUUAAGUUCUUAUGAUAAUAUUUAAUGCAAAUGGUUGGAAAAUGAUAAUGAGAUGUUUUGUAGUCAAUAAGGUUGCUAGUUUUUAUCAAAAAAUUAAUCAUGUAGGAAUUUUUUUAUUAAUAACAAUAUUUGUGUACAACUUAAAGAUGAAUCAUGUGUUUAAUGCGAGGAAAUUAAAGAUUUAUGUUUAUGCUUAGAUCAAGAAUAUUGCAGAUUCAAUCCAAAAUUAAAUUAAUGCUAAUCUAUCAGUUGCAAUAAUUUUAUUAAUGAAAAUUAAUGUCUACAAUAUCAUUUUUGUGAAUACAAUUAAGAAAAUCAGGUAAAAUUAAAAUAUUAUUUAGGCUUGUCAUUUUCAUUGUGCUAAUCAUAAAAAUGAUUUUGAUUGCGAUCAACAUUCUUUAUACUGUUAUUGGAAUUAUGAACUAUAAAUCUGUAUGUAACCAGAGAUAACAACUUAGGUUAUUAUAGGUCCUGUUAUAAACAAUUUGAAUAUGAACCUUUAUUUGUCUGUUGGUAUCCUUGUUUUUAUUUUAUCGUGA
Molecule: messenger RNA, 12034 nt
Organism: Paramecium primaurelia
Lineage: Eukaryota; Ciliophora; Oligohymenophorea; Peniculida; Parameciidae
Source: the annotation of a GenBank genome assembly